Molecule: messenger RNA, 4818 nt
Organism: Xiphias gladius (swordfish)
Lineage: Eukaryota; Metazoa; Chordata; Actinopteri; Istiophoriformes; Xiphiidae
Exons: 13
Molecular function (GO): protein binding
Source: RefSeq, a predicted model, not a curated record
AUGGGAUCUGCGGUCCUCUUCGUGCUCCGCCUCUGCCUCGUGACGUCAUCAGUGAGUGCCGGACUGGGCGGGGCCCGCCAAGGUGGCGCUGCGCAGUGCCCUCUGCAGUGCGUGUGUGAGACGCGGCCCUGGUACACCCCACAGUCCAUGUAUCACCAGGCCAGGACGGUCGACUGUAACGAACUCCACCUGCAGAAAGUACCAGCCAACAUUUCAUCUGACACACAGGUAACUAUGACGACACACAGUUCAGUUUCACAGAGUGGAAGCUAGUUAGCCAAGCUUGCUAAUCUAAAUGAUACAGAAAUGUCUGAAAACCACUCUGUGCAGGUGAGCUCUAUGGGUCUCUCCUCUCUGGACCGGCUGGUGACUCUCUACCUGGAGGAGAAUCACAUUGAGGAGUUGGAGGACUUCAGUCUGAGGAACCUGUCCAGCCUGGAGGAGCUCUACAUCAACCACAACCACAUCUCCUCCAUCGGACCCAAAGCCUUCAGCGGCCUCACCAACCUGCUGCGGCUCCACCUGAACUCCAACCAUCUGGUGGCCAUUGACAGCCGCUGGUUUGAGUCCCUGCCGUCCCUGGAGAUCCUGAUGAUCGGGGAGAACCCCAUCCUAGGUCUGGAGGAGAAGAACUUCCUGCCUCUGUCCCGCCUCCACAGCCUAGUGCUAGCUGGGAUGGGAUUGGCCUCUGUCCCUUCCGCCGCCUUCCUGGGCCUUGACUACCUGGAGAGCCUCUCCUUCUACGACAACCAUCUCAGGUCUGUUCCCCGGGAUGCUCUGAGCGUGCUCCCUAACUUGAAGUUCUUGGACCUGAACAGAAACCCAAUCAGCCGAGUCCAGCAGGGAGAUUUCCAGAACCUUCAGCACCUAGAGGAGCUCAGUCUGAACAACAUGGAGGAGCUGCUGAUGGUGGAGCGAGCAGCUUUCCACAACCUUCCAGAGAUUGCCAAACUGGAGGUCUGCAACAACCCAAGACUGUCCUACAUCGACCCGCAGGCCUUCAGUGACCUGUCCUCCCUCCGGACUCUCCUCCUCCAUAAUAACCAGCUCAGCCUCCUCUCUGGAGACCUCUUCUCCUCCCUCCCCUCACUGGAAGAGGUGUCUCUUCACUCUAACCCCCUGCGAUGCGACUGUCUUUCCUCCUGGGGGCCUCACCUUGGCAACCAAUCACAUCUCAAGCUGCUGGAGUCGUCCGUCACUCUCUGCUCCUCCCCACCUCACCUGAUUGGUCGGGAGCUGCAGGAGGUGGUGGCUGUCGGAUGGGGCGGGGCCAGCGCGGGCAGGGCCAACAGCUGCCUGCCUCACAUCUCUCCUCACUCCUUCCCACCGGCCAUGAACAUCAGCGCUGGGCAGCCAAUCACACUGGAGUGCUGGGCGGAUGCUGACCCUGCCCCCCAGUUCUACUGGGUUACGCCCACUGGAGACAAGGUGAGCUCAGAGGCAGUGGCUGCACCAAUCAUAUCAGAGGAGGGGCGUGGCCUGAGCAGGAAGAAGAAGAAGCAUCGUGUGUCGGACCCUGGAGCAUUGGUGAUCGAACACGCCGAGCCAUCAGAUGCAGGUGUUUACACCUGUGUAGCGUGGAACGUGGAGGGAGCAGACACAAAGAGUGUCUCGGUGUUUGUGGACUCUCAGGGGUUUCUGGGCUGGUGGUCGGGCGGGGGAACCAGGCAGGAUGGUGACCCCAGCAGAGAGCAGCCGUGGCUGGGGAGCUCGUACAGCCCUGCAGCCUCUCUGGUGGUGCUGGCUAAGGUGGUUCACGCCCAGUCAGUGGUGUUGGAGUGGAAGUUGUAUCCCAGUGGAGCAGCUUUGUCUUUGGGUCCGAACCAGCAGGACGCCCCCCUCCCUCUGCCCCGGUGGACCAGUGCCACCCUGCACAUUGACAACCCUCAGAUCAGCUACACCGCCAAGGUCCCAGUAGAUGUUCAAGAGUAUAAUCUUACUCACCUCCUUCCUGCCACAGAGUACCGCGUCUGCCUCACCGUCUCCUCCUCUCCUCCCUCCCCCACCUCCUCUCCCAGCUCCUCCCCCGACCCCAUCUCUCCCCUCUCCUCCCCUUCCUCCCCCUCCUCUCCUGUCCACACCUCCUGUCUGAAUGUCACCACUAAGGAGGCAGGUUUCUCGGUGGAGCUGGUGGCAUCGCGGCGCAGCAGCGUGGCGCUGGCGGCCGUCAUGGGCUCCAUGUUCGCUCUGUCCAUCAUGGCUCUGCUGGUGGUCUACAUGGGCCGCCGUGUGCAGCAGCACAAGUCCUGCGGCCACUCGCUGAAGAAGUACAUGCAGCACGCCACAUCCAUCCCUCUGAACGAGCUGUACCCGCCUCUCAUCACGCUGUGGGAGAGCGAGGCGGAGAAGGACAAAGACGACAAGGAGGAGGAAGAGGUGAGGGCGGGAGGAGAGAGGGAGGAGGAGGCAGGGGGGAGUCAGAUCGACACGACGAAGACGUACAUGUGGUAGCCGGAGGAGGGGGGAGGUUUUAAGCCACAGAAAGACAGACAUUCAAGGGGGGGUUUAUGGAGGAACGAGGAAGGAAAGAAGAGAAACUGGAUGGAUGGAAGCAAAGAGGGAGGUCAUGUGACUCCGCGAAGAGCCUGACAGUCAAACGGAAGGGUAAAAUUAUAUCUACGUGACCAUAACAAACACAUCUGGCCACUGAGAAAGAGAGGGAGGAGAUAACUGAUGGAAAGAGAUUAAAUGACUGAACAACAGGAGGAUAAAAACAGCCCGAAACACGAAACGUCACCCAUCAAAUUCCCCCUCAAAGGACCAUUCUGGUCUUUUUUCGUUAGCCCAUUAAUUGCAAAUCCUGCGUCCAUCACAUUCCUGCUGAUCAUUUUGCAAAUCAUCCACCAGUUUUCAGAGUGAUCUCCUUCCUUCCAGGCGGCCGUCGGUGUCACUGCAUUCCUGUGAAAGUUAAUCUGCAGAGGGAUCGUCUGUUAAGAUCAGAGAUUAGUUCAUUUUAUUCACCGUCAAAGUUUGUUCUCGUCAUGUGCUGACUGGGCCUAGAGCAGCUGUUGGUGAGUUCACAGUCACUUUAUUCCUCACGUUCAUUUAAAAGCAGCAAAUGGCCGGGAAGCAGCAAACAGAGAAGCAAACAAUGCAGGUUUGCCCACGUUUUAUGAGGAAGGAAACAGGAAUCACAAAAUAGGGCAAAUAGGGCAUAAACUCCUCAGGGAGCUUUAAUUUUAUUUUACCUUCACCUUACUUAAAAGUACCAAGGAGUUAAAAGAUCAAAAGACAACUGUCUCCCCGAUGGCUGAGAGAUCUGUGAGUAGUUGAAAUCAGACCAUAAAAUUGGUCUUAAAGUAAACAGGUUUUGUGCUUAAUGGGCUAAAAUAUUUAAAACAAAAACACCAGUGUGUUUCUGUCCUUUGUUCUUUUCAUCACUUCAAGCUUCCCGCGAACUUUCCUCAGAGCUUCGGAUAUUACUCCGUCGAACCCCGGCAGCCGGACGUCCUGGGGAGAGAUCAGACGGUCGAUGGAUUUGUUUUCCCUCAGAAGUGUUUCUCAAACUGAAGGUUGGGGGCCUGUAAUUUUGGCCGUCAGCUGGUUUAAACAGGAUGAUUCUUUCUCCAGUAGCUUCUGAGGAGACUUUUCAGAGCAGGUGAAUUGUAGACCUGUGAGUGCCGGUGUUUUCUACUUUCAGAUUCCAUCUCCUUCCUCUCUUUCUCGUUUCCUUCCUGUCACUUCCUCCUCUGUCCUCUUCGCCCCGUCUCCUCUCUCUCAAGCACACUGACAGUAGCUGUACUGUAAAACAAAUCUGAUUAUUGUAAUUUAGUUCAUCUGAUGAACACGAAUGCAGCACUGACACUCAGCACAGCCAGCCAUGUGGAAUAUCUCACUUUAAACGUUCUCAGAUCUGCACUUAAAGGUCCCGUAUUCAAAUCUAGUUUUUCUGGACAGAAGCUUUACGCAUUGCAAAAGUAUUUAAGAAAAAAAUGUUGAAAUAUUAAACUUUCAUUUGACAUGUGGGCAGAAGACAGGGAUGUCCACUCCCUCCCUAUUAUCUUGGAACCGUUUGCUGCAGCUCAAACAUCCAAACUGCAAACCUCCAACAUAGACGUGUGACUGUUAGGCUGACUGACUAAACUGUUUAGUUAAGAACCAAAUAUCGUCCUUUUGACAAACAGCCUUUAAAUCCUUAAGCCGUGGCUUCAGUGUCACUUAUUUCUUUUCUUAUUUAUGACUUGUGUCUUAUUGUCCUUAUAAUGAGAUUAACAACCAUCCUAAAUAUUUUACUCAGCACAAGUAAACGGAGGAAAGACACGAUAUGUCUUUGUUGCAUACAUCAAACUAUAUGCAGAUGACAUUAUUUAAAAAGUUUGUGUUAUUCGUAUGAAAUCUUCAAAUCUGCAGGAAUAACUACCAACAGUCUGAUUUCUUUAUUAGGUGUAAAUAUAGAAACAGGGAUGAAAUCACAGGAAACCAAACUCUGCGAGACGUUCUGCUGCCGGUGGACGAGGUUCCUCAGAGAAACCAGAGAACGAGGAGAAUUUAGCUCCACGCUGACGAGAGCAGACAGAGGAGGCGAUCGUAGGCUGUGGAUCACAUCAGCGUCAGAUUUAUUCUGGUCAUUUGUUCCUACCAAAUGUUCAGAUGCAAAAUAAUCGACUAAAACUACUCUUCAUCAUAAGUCGUAUUCUUCUUCUUCUUCGUCUCCUUAUUGGUUUUAUGCGUAUUAUUAUUCUCCUCGGCUCCGUUUCUGUGCUGCUGUCAUCUAGGAUCUUCUGACAUUUAUGAAAUGUUUUAGGUCAAAACAGAUUUGAUGAAUGCUUUUUGUUCUUAGAGCCCCCAACAUGAUUUGUGUCCGAUGUGGUUUUACCU